Drosophila obscura is the source of this 1814-nucleotide messenger RNA. RefSeq names its product pre-mRNA-splicing factor 38B. The record is from RefSeq and is a predicted model, not a curated record. The coding region runs from base 128 to 1492 and encodes 454 amino acids. The transcript is spliced from 6 exons. Gene Ontology annotation, cellular component: precatalytic spliceosome. NCBI's taxonomy places the organism in Eukaryota, Metazoa, Arthropoda, Insecta, Diptera, Drosophilidae.
UCGCCAAUUCAGGCAUUUUCUCACGCUCGCAAACGUUUGGCAAAUCGUGUGUGCUUGGCCAUUUUGCGCGCACAAACUGCAUGAAAAUUACGGAGUUAAUGUUUUAAAGUGCAGACUGGCAGCAGGAAUGGACGAAGAGUAUUCGGCGUCAUCUUCGGCCGGUGGCGGCGGUGCAGGCGUUGGCGGAAAGAAGGCCGGCAAACAGCACAACACGCUACCUUUCUGGGGCAACGAGACUUCAAUGAACCUGAAUCCACUGAUCCUCGCCAACAUCCAAAGUUCCAGCUACUUCAAAGUGCACUUGUUUAAACUGAAAACCUACCACGAGGUCGUUGACGAGAUCUACUACCAGGUGAAGCACAUGGAGCCAUGGGAGCGCGGAUCCCGCAAGACCUCCGGACAGACCGGCAUGUGCGGCGGUGUGCGAGGCGUUGGAGCGGGCGGGAUUGUGUCCACCGCGUACUGUCUGCUCUACAAGCUGUACACCCUGCGUCUGACGCGCAAGCAGAUCAACGGACUGCUCAAUCACACAGACUCGGCCUACAUACGGGCACUAGGGUUCAUGUACUUGCGCUACACACAGCCACCAGGGGACUUGUAUGACUGGUACGAGGACUAUCUGCAGGACGAGGAGGAGAUUGAUGUGAAGGCAGGCGGCGGCCAGGUCAUGACCAUUGGCCAGAUGGUGUACCAGUUUAUGACUAAGCUGGACUGGUUCUCCACGCUAUUUCCGCGCAUACCCGUGCCCAUACAGAAGCAGAUCGAGCGCAAAAUUGGAGACUACUGCCGCGAGCAGGGCAUCACCCAUAAUCAGCUGAGCUCGGGACGACCGGUCACGGUUCCCCCGGCUGGUGGGGCUGGAGCUGCGGCUGCGACCGCUGCUGCUGGUGGCCCCGAUGAAGACUACCAGGAAUACCAUGAGAGCGGUAAUGGUGGUGGUCACAGUCACGCUGGGGGAGACCGGGGAGGCGGCGGCGGUCGUGGCGGUGGACAGCCUAUGGCCGGCUUCGGCUCUCGUCAUGGAGUCGGAGGCUAUCCACCGAUAAACUACCGCAAUGAUCACGAUGAUCGCGACCACUAUGCCACCUCGUCGAGCUCGUCGUAUGCACGAGGUCGAGGCUAUGAAGUUCCACCGGCGCUGCCAUCGGCACCUAUGCCCUACUACACGUCUGUGGACCGGGAACGGGACCGGAUAAAGGAUCGUGAACAUGACCGUGACCGGAUGAAGGAUCACGACCGCCAACGCAGCAAGCACAAGAAAAAGCACAAGCACAGACACUACUCGCGCAGCCGAAGCAGAAGCAGAAGUCCCAGCCGCAAUCGCCAUCGCUCGGAGCGUCACGACCGCAAACGAGAUGCUGGUGGCGGUGGCGCAGACAGUGGGGGAUCCGGGAGAGGUGGCUUCGGUUCGGAGAGGAGUAGCAAGAGUCGACACAACGAUCACCCCGACGAUCGGGAGCGGGAUCGAGAGCGAGAGAGACGCCACCGGUGAUUGGCACACACUGGCACGAUCCACAGCCCUCUCACAACCACCUCGUCCUUCUUCAGCAGCUGUUUUGCUCUAAUUCAAUUUGUUUCCACAGAACUACUACACUACACAAUUAUUAUUUUUAUGUAAAAACCAGUUGAACUCAUUUUUGGAUAGCCCAGGAGGACUGGUGGGCUCGUACUCAGGUUAAACACAGACCUCGACACACACACAUACAGACAAAAAGCAGCAUGGCUAUAUAUAUAUAUAAAUAUAUUAAUUAAUUUGUGACUACCUACGCUCUUAAUGAUAAAUAGUUUCCAAGUUGUGUUUUAUGCUAAUAAAG